Molecule: messenger RNA, 1385 nt
Organism: Panonychus citri (citrus red mite)
Lineage: Eukaryota; Metazoa; Arthropoda; Arachnida; Trombidiformes; Tetranychidae
Gene: mRpS35
Product: 28S ribosomal protein S35, mitochondrial-like
Exons: 4
Coding region: 253-1251 (332 amino acids)
Biological process (GO): mitochondrial translation
Cellular component (GO): mitochondrial small ribosomal subunit
Molecular function (GO): structural constituent of ribosome
Source: RefSeq, a predicted model, not a curated record
AUGAGAAGACGGUCCAUUCAAUGGAAACAUGUUGAUGAUUAACCUUAAUGAACAUUUGUUUUGAUUGUUUGUUGGUAAUUUAAUUGCUCAAUUUGGGUUCAAAUCAUUGAUUACAUGACAUCUUUGUAUUUGCAGGAUUGAAGUUCUCAGUUUAAGGAUCAGCUGAUAACUUUUACCUUUGGAUUGAAUUGAUUUUAUAUUUUGAUUUAAUUGUGUUGAUUGUUUUUAGACUGUUCUAAAUUUAUAUUGACAAUGUCAGUGUUUACCAGAUUAAAUGGGAAGAUGGUUGUCCCUUCGUUAAGACCAAUUGGUAAAUGUUUUCGUUCAGUCAGUUCAAUGGAAUCGACUGGUGAGGCUUCAUUCGAGGAAGAAGAGGAUUUUGAACGAAUGCCAUUUUUACCGAAACCAAAGCAAACUGGUCGUGUUAAACGAGCGGAAAUGUAUCGAAGUGCAAUCAUGGCCCCAAGGUAUCUGAAAAUGUCCAUUGAUCAAGAUUGGAAUGCUGUUUGGCCAACAGCUAAAUCAUUUAAUCCAAACAGUGUUCCCUUACCUGUUUACAUGGGUUGUCUUGCGAAUAAACCUCGAUUGGGAAAAUUUAACAAUCCAGAGCUUGUGAAGAUUCCCAAUUUCCUUCAUUUGACACCACCUAAUAUUAAGAAACAGUGUCAAGCUUUGAAAAAGUUCUGCAGUCAAUGGCCGAUUGGAUUGGAGACCGAGGAAAAGAUUGAGAAACAUUUUCCCGUAGAAAUCAUCACCUCAGACUAUUGUCAUGCAUCUCCAACAAUCAGAGAUCCAAGGGCUCGUAUUGUUACAGUUCAAUUCAAAUUAUCCAGAUUAGAGCUUGAUGAGCAUUCAAGGGAUAAAAUGAUUCGUUUAUUAGACAAAAGAUACAACCCAGAAACCGAUAUGGUCACAAUCGAAACCUCAGCUUGUCCAUUGAGGAAACAAAAUAUUGAUUAUGCUUUUUAUCAAUUAACUGCAGUUUAUUAUGAAUCAUGGAAAACCGAAGAUUGGGAAAAAUUGAAAGAACCUCAGGAUUGGGAGAGAUUCUUCUUUGAGAAAAGUUCAUCCAAGAAGAAAAUUAUGGAAAUUUUGAAAGAAAGUAAAUCACAAAAAGAUGAUUUAGAAGUUAAAAGCAAAACUGACAUCGAAAAUUAUGGAAAAGCUUUAACCGACUUGUUGGAUGGCCAAGAAAACGAUGAAACAAUCGAUGCUUAUGGUAGAAGUGUGACUAAACUAUUAUUCAGUUGAACAAUCAAUGGUUAAUUGUAAAUAUAACAAAACCAUUAAAACUGUAAUGUAUAGUUAAUUUAGCCAAAAAUUUAAUGGUGAUGAGUGAAAUUUGUAAGUCAGAAUACAAUUUAUACACAAAGUUUACCAGUGAA